AUGGCGGCGGCCGAGGCGGCGUCGCGGCGGCUGUCGCGGCAGGAGCAGGAGCUGCGCUGGCUGGCGGCGGAGAUCGGCCGCCUGCGGGGGCCGGCGGCGCCGCGCGGGGCCGGCGGCGGCAGCCCCGAGCUGCAGCGGCUGCGGGCCGAGAACGAGAAGCUGCGCUACCGGCGGCUGCACCUGCGCCGCAGCCUGGCGGCCGAGCUGGGCCGGGCGGCGCCGCGCGGGCAGCUGCAGCAUGAGCCAAGCUUUAUAGAAGGCAGACUGAAGCUUUAUGAAGCACUGAAAGAAGAACAUGAUGCUUUACUAGCUUACCGAGCGGCCAACCAGAGCGAACCGAUCAACGUCAUCCUGACGGAUGGGAAGAAGGCUGAAGGGGAGUCUUGGAAAACCACACCGUAUCAGUUAGCUCUGGGAAUUAGCCAAGGAUUGGCUUCAAAUGCAGUCAUUGCCAAAGUGAAUGGUGAACUGUGGGAUCUGGAUCGUCCACUGGAGGGAGAUUGUACUCUGGAGCUCCUUAUGUUUGAUAAUGAAGAAGCACAAGCUGUUUACUGGCAUUCAAGUGCUCAUAUUCUUGGAGAGGCCAUGGAAAGUUAUUUUGGUGGUUGCUUGUGCUAUGGACCACCUAUUGAGAAUGGAUUUUAUUAUGACAUGUACAUUGAAGAUAGAGGUGUAUCUAGUUCUGAAUUUCCAGUACUAGAAAACUACUGUAAAAAUAUAAUAAAAGAGAAGCAGCCUUUUGAAAGGCUAGAAGUCAAAAAGGAGAUUCUGUUAGACAUGUUUAAGUAUAACAAGUUUAAGUGUCGUAUCCUGAAUGAAAAGGUUGACACACCGACUACCACAAUAUACAGAUGUGGUCCGCUGAUUGAUCUCUGCAGGGGCCCACAUGUGAGAAACACUGGAAAAAUUAAGGCCCUUAAAAUAUUUAAGAAUUCUUCUACGUAUUGGGAGGGAAAAGCUGACAUGGAGACUCUGCAGAGAAUUUAUGGCAUAUCCUUCCCUGAUAACAAAAUGAUGAAGGAAUGGGAAAAAUUCCAGGAAGAAGCUAAAAACCGGGAUCAUAGGAAAAUUGGAAAGGAGCAAGAACUUUUCUUCUUUCAUGAUUUGAGUCCUGGAAGCUGCUUUUUCCUCCCCAGAGGUGCCUUUCUUUAUAAUACACUCACAGAUUUCAUAAAAGAGGAAUAUCGCAGGCGUAAUUUUACAGAAGUUGUAUCCCCAAACAUCUUCAACAGUAAGCUCUGGGAAGCUUCAGGACACUGGCAGCACUACAAUGAAAAUAUGUUCUGUUUUGAGAUUGAGAAGGAAACUUUUGCCCUUAAGCCGAUGAACUGUCCAGGACAUUGCCUAAUGUUUGCUCAUCGUCCGCGAUCCUGGAGAGAAAUGCCUCUAAGACUUGCAGAUUUUGGGGUUCUUCACCGAAAUGAGCUCUCUGGGACUUUAAGUGGCUUGACUCGUGUUAGGCGCUUCCAGCAAGAUGAUGCUCACAUCUUUUGCACAAUGGAACAGAUUGAAGAAGAAAUUAAAGGCUGUCUUGAUUUCUUGAAGUCUGUUUAUGCUAUAUUUGGUUUUACCUUUCAACUGCAUCUUUCUACAAGGCCUGAAAAUUAUCUAGGAGAGUUAGAGAUCUGGGAUCAUGCUGAAAAGCAACUUCAGAGCAGCUUAAAUAACUUUGGAGAACCAUGGAAGUUGAAUCCAGGAGAUGGAGCCUUUUAUGGUCCCAAGAUUGAUAUUAAAAUUAAAGAUGCUCUUGGCAGAUACCAUCAGUGUGCUACGAUCCAGCUUGACUUCCAACUACCCAUUCGAUUUAAUCUUACUUACGUUGGUAAGGAUGGUGACGAUAAAAAACGGCCAGUGAUUAUUCAUAGAGCUAUCUUGGGGUCCGUGGAGAGAAUGAUAGCUAUUUUAGCAGAAAAUUAUGGAGGAAAAUGGCCAUUCUGGCUGUCUCCGCGGCAGGUCAUGGUUGUACCUGUGGGACCUACUUCUGAAGAGUAUGCCCAGCAGGUUUGCAGUGACUUUUUUGAAGCAGGGUUUAUGUCGGAUGUGGAUCUAGACCAGAGUUGCACAUUAAACAAGAAAAUAAGAAAUGCACAGCUGGCCCAGUAUAACUUUAUCUUAGUGGUUGGAGAAAAGGAGAAAGCAGAUAAUGCUGUCAACGUGCGAACAAGAGACAACAAAGUUCAUGGAGAGAUUUCAGUAUCUUCUGCCAUUGAAAAACUAAAGAAUUUUAAGAGUUCACGUACUCCAAAUGCAGAAGAAGAAUUCUAAUUUUUGCUGUUAGUUAGUAUCAGUUUAUUAGCUGCCCAUGUGAAAUAGUAUUUCUUUCCUCCUCUACUGCAGUAAUGCUCAUUUGCAAGAAUUUCCGCUUAGUGCGUCUUCAAACCAAGUAAAUGCAGCCCAUUUUGGUGCUUUAGGAAUAUCAUGAAAGGGCAGGUACAACGGUCAGCUGUUUUGACAGUCCAGUGAAUCUGCGCUGCUUGAUAAAGGCUAUUUAAAAAAAAAAAUCUUCUACUAAAUUAUUUUGAUUUUACUGUGUAAACGAAUCAGGAAUGCCAUUAACUCAAGGAACAGGACACUGGGCAGUGUAUUAGCUGCUGCUGCUGCCAUCGCUGAAUUACCUCAGUCACGUAGGAGUUAUAUAACUGAUGUGACCUGGAAUCCAAAACUUGACAGUUGGUAGGUCUAUAAGGAACAUUUUGAAUCUUUUUUUUUCCCUGACUCUAAAUUUAAUAUCAGACGUGGUGGGCAAGGUGGGGAUAGUCCAAUUCUUUCUGAAUCAUUGUUCGCAGGCUACAAAUACAUAGGUGUCUGUUGGAAAUCUCAGUGAAACAAAGCACUGAAUGAGUAAGAAUGAGAUAACUGGUUACCAUAAAUAUGACUGUGAAGAAAGAAGUUGAAUUACCUACCAUAUCUGUGUGUGGAAGGCUUUUACUUUUGUUUGUGCUUGCUGUCAGUUUAACUUCUGUCAAAAAACACUAAAUUAAUCUUUGAAAACCUUUCUGUUUAUAAUUUAUUGCUGUGCUUGUUUGAGAUCCUGAGUAUGCUGAGGUGUGGAUGACAUAAUUUUAAUUUAUUCUUUUAUAUAAUACAGUAUGUUGGAAUUUAAA
Rhea pennata is the source of this 3104-nucleotide messenger RNA. It is a transcript of the gene TARS3, whose product is annotated as threonyl-tRNA synthetase 3. Gene Ontology annotation, cellular component: cytoplasm. Bases 1 to 2265 code for a protein of 754 amino acids. Gene Ontology annotation, biological process: threonyl-tRNA aminoacylation. The transcript has 18 exons. The record is from RefSeq and is a predicted model, not a curated record. Lineage: Eukaryota; Metazoa; Chordata; Aves; Rheiformes; Rheidae. Gene Ontology annotation, molecular function: threonine-tRNA ligase activity; ATP binding.